Messenger RNA from Loxodonta africana (African savanna elephant), 1987 nucleotides. It is a transcript of the gene CAPN13, whose product is annotated as calpain 13. Gene Ontology annotation, molecular function: calcium-dependent cysteine-type endopeptidase activity. The record is from RefSeq and is a predicted model, not a curated record. NCBI's taxonomy places the organism in Eukaryota, Metazoa, Chordata, Mammalia, Proboscidea, Elephantidae. Gene Ontology annotation, cellular component: cytoplasm. Gene Ontology annotation, biological process: proteolysis.
AUGGCUCAUAACCCAGAGCCUCUAGCCGAGACCUCAGUCAUAAAGUUCAAGGACCAGGACUUUAAACACUCGCAAUAUCGUUGCCUAAGCAGGGGCCAGCUGUUUGAGGAUGAGACAUUUCCUGCCAUGACUUCCUCUAUAGACCUGCAGCUGCUCCAGGAGAAAGGCCUCCCCCACCAAGAAUGGAAGCGCCCAAGGUUCUGGCAGUGUGGACAGUGGGUGGAUGUGGUGGUUGAUGACUGCCUGCCCGUCCUGCACCAUCUGUACCUCUUAGUGUAUUCUCACAGAGACAACAAUGAGUUCUGGCCCUGCCUGCUGGAGAAAGCCUAUGCCAAACUACAUGGAUCCUAUUUCUACCUGCAUGGUGGCCACCUCCCUGAUGCCUUGGUGGACCUCACCAACUCUGACCUGUACUCCUCCCCUUCCAACCUGGUGGUGGUGGUGAGGACUGCGGCCUGGGCUGGUAGCCUGUUGCCUACAGGCAAGGAUGAUGUGGUGAGGAAUGGCCUGGUGAGCCACCACACCUAUACAGUAACAGGAGCUGAGCAGAUUCAAUGUAGGAGGGGCUGGGAAGAUAAAAUUAUCUGCCUGUGGAACCCUGGGGCAAAACCCAAAUGGAGAGGGUGCUGGAGUGAUGGGUGUGGCUUCUGGAAACUCCUCCAUCCUCACGGAAGAGCCCCCAUGCUUGGGCACUCCCUCCUCCACCAGGAGGAGACAGGCCCUUGUCUGAUUGUGUUACUCACUAUGGCAAUGCCCUACUGGAAUGGCAGUAAACCCACGACCAUCGGGAAAGGCCAGCUGCAUGAGAACAAGGAAGAUGGAGAGUUCUGGAUUUCAUGUCAAGAUUUCCAGAAUAACUUCUCCGCCUGUGUUUCGUGUAACCAGACUCCAAUCAGCCUGGAUCGUGGAAACACGCUCCAUGAAAGAUGGUCUGAAAUGAUGUUUAAGAACCAAGGGAUUCAAGGAAACUCUGCAGGUAGCCCUCAGAGGAACCCUCAAUUCUUCUUCUUUGUGGAAGAGCCCAUGGAAGGCCCCAAUGUCAUUGUAUCCUUCACCGUCAUGCUACAAUGUUUGCUGGCGACAGACAAGGAAAUUCCACUAAACUUCCAGGUGUUCAAGUUCCAGCAGUGCCAGGAGAGAUUGCCGCCCACAUUUUUUUCCUGGUUCAGAAUUGCUGCCCAGGGCAUUCAUUUAAAAACCAAGUACAACUUCAUACAGUGCUUCCAUCUGAGCCCUGGGACCUAUGUUUUGGUCCCCUUGACAAGCAGAGAAGCUCAGUUCUUGCUCCAAAUCUUCCUGAAAUCGCCAGACAUUGACAGGAAUCCGAACAACAAUUUCAACCUCAGAGGACUGAAGGCCAGUCUUCCAGAAAGUGGCUUCCAACAAAGCGUGUUCCAGAGAUACGCUCACCAGGGGCUAGACAUUGAUACUACCCAGCUUCAGAGCCUACUCAAUCCGGAACUCCUAAAAGGACCUCCAGGGGACUUCUUCUUGGAUAAGUGCUGGGGCAUCGUGGCUCUGAUGGAUCUGAAAGUGAAUGAACGACUUGACCAAGAGGAAUUUAAAAGACUGUGGAGGCACCUUGUCAACUGCCAGUAUGUUUUCCAGAACACUCAGAAGAGCUCUGGGAUUCUCCUGAGCUCAGAUCUGUGGAAGGUCAUAGAGAAUGCAAACUUCCUUGCAGGGAUCUCUGACAGCAGAGAGCUGCUGGAUCUCAUGACCCUCCAGUAUAGCGACAGUGCCUGCAAGGUCAGCUUCCCAAGCCUGGUCUGCUUCCUGAUACAACUUGAAACCAUGGCAAAGGCUUCCCAUAACCUCUCCAAGGAUGGGAAAGAACUCUACCUGACAGAAAUGGAGUGGAUAAACCUCGUCAUGUACAGCUGAGACAAGAAGCAGAGGAGAUCCUACAAUUCAGGUGAGAUACAGCUUUGGAAUCAUUUCCUCCUAGUAGCACAAUUAUGCUUCUCUUCCAGGAACUUCCCACAGG